ACGGUCGGCUGCCCGAAUUCAAAAUCCGAACUUUUCCCCUUUAAAUCCGGCCCCGACGCUCCAUUCCUCCGGUUUCCCAAUCGCACCUCCGCGCAGUCGCUCCAGCAAAGAUUUCAGAGACCGAGGCGGACGAGGAGAGGUAGGUAGGUAAAGGUAGGAGACGGACCCGACCCGGCCGCCGGCGAGCAUGGACUUCCUCGCGCUCCCCCGCCGCGACCUCCAGGCGCUGGCCAAGCGCAACGGCGUCCGCGCCAACCUGAGCAACGCCGCCAUCGCCGACGCCCUCGCCGCGCUCCCCGCGGUCGACGGGAUCGAGGAGUACGUCGAGCAGCCGGUCGUUGUCGAAGUGGCCAAGCCGGCGGUUCAGGCGGUCGUGGAGGAGGUGAAGAAGAAGAAGACGAAGAAGCAGGAGGCGGAGGAGAAGAAGAAACAGGAAGCGGAGGAGAAGAAGAGGAAGCAGGAGGAGGAAGAGGAGAAAAGGAGGCAGGAGGAGGAAGAGGAGAAAAGGAGGCAGGAGGAGGAAGAAGAGAAAAGGAAGCAGGAGGAGGAGGAAAAGGAGAGGAAGAGGAAGAAGCAAGAGGAGAUCUCGCUGGAGGUCAUCUUACUGGUGGACAGCGAGGAAGAGGAGGAAGAGAAAGCCCCAGCCGCCGGGCGCGGUCGCGGUCGCGGAAGAGGACGCGGACGCGGACGCGCUGCCGGCGGGCGCGCACGGAUCGAGCCUGUGGCUGCUCCGGCCACGAGGAGAAGGGCUGCGGCGAGCAAUACCGCGACGGAGGAUGCACCUGCGGAGCCUGUGGCGGCACCAGCUACGAGGAAAAGGGCUGCGGCAAGCAAGGCCGAGACGGAGGAUAUCGCUGCGGAGGCCGUGACGGCCCGUGCCACUCGUGCUCGGAGCCAGACGACGGCGGCGCCGGUCGCCGAGGAAGAGGCACCCAAGACAAGACGGGCGUCGAGGCGGGCCGCGGCGACGAAGACUGGUGCGGACCAGGAAGAAGAAGGAAAGGGGACACAAGCUGUCGCCUCUGAUAUGGAAACUGCGGAAAUGGAAGAAGAUGCCACGAAUACUCAGAACGAGGAGCACAACGAGGUUGAGGAACAGAGCCAUGACGGCCAAGGGGUAGUGGUCGCGGAUACACCAGCACAGGUGCAAGAAGAGCCACCACUGGAGGAGGAGGAGGACGGUAGGCAAGAAUCGCCUGCCGUUGGCGUGGGGCGGCGAGGUGCCAGACGACGCGCACGGCCCGAGCCUGUGGCGUCUCCGGCUACGAGGAAAAAGGCUGCAACAAGGAAGACCGUGACAUGGGUUGACGCUCCGGCUGCAGAGGCCGUGCCGGCUCGGGCCACUCGCGCUCGGAGCCAGAGCACGGUGGCUGAGGAGGCACCCAAGGGAAGACGGACGUCGAGGAAGACUGCUGCGCAGCAGGAAGAGGAAGGAGAAGGCCAGCAAGCCGUUGUCUCUGAUGCGGAAGCUGCUGCGCCUGCGCCUGUUUCCUCGGACGAAGCAGCUGGUGAUGCUGCAGAGAUGGAGGAAGAAGCCACGAAUCCGCAGAACCAGGUUGAGGAAGAAGAACCACCGGUGGAGGAGGAGAAAUCGCCUGCCGUUCGCGUGGGACGGCGCGGUGCCCGCGGGCGCGCACGGGUUGAGCCUGUGGCGGCUCCGGCUACGAGGAAAAGGGCCGGAACAAGCAAGACCGAGACAGAGGAGGCGCCCGUGGAGGCCGCGCCGGCUCGGACCACUCGUCGCGCUCGCAGCCAGACCACAGUCGUUCCGGUGGCCGAGGAAGCGGUGCCCAAGACAAGACGGGCGUCGAGGAGGGCUCCGGCGAGGUGGACUGGUGGGCAGCAAGACGAGGAAGAAGAGCAAUGCCAGCAAGCAGCUGUUGUCGAAACUGUUGCGCCUGCGCCGGUUUCCUCUGACGAGGGAGCUGAUGGCGCUGCAGCAAUGGAAGCAGCCAUGGAUCCUCAGACUGAGGAGCAAAAGGACCUAGUUGAGGAGCAGAACAAGGAAGAGGACCGUGAGACAGGUGAAAUAGCUGCACCUACUGAAGAAAUGGAAAAGGAGGCCAUGGAUAUUCAGAACGAAGUGCAAAACAAGCUGGUUGAGGACCAGUGUCAGGAAGAUGCAGCAGGUGGUGUGCCUGAUAUGGAAACUGCACCGGCUUCCUCUGACGACGAAGAUGAUGAUACUGAAGAAAUAGAAGAGGCACGUGAGACAGGUGAUGUUUCUGAUAUGGAAACUGCUGCACCUGCACCGGUUUCUUCAGAUGAGGGACGUGACGCUACUGCAGUAAUGGAAGAAGAGGCCGUGCAUCUUCAGAACGGUGAGCAAACGGAGCUGCUGGUUGAGGAGCCGAGCCAGGAAGAUGCAGGUGAUGUGCCUGCUAUGGAAACUGCACAGGUUUCCUCUGACGACGAAAAUGAUGAUACUGAAGAAAUAGAAGAGGAGCAGGGUCAGGAAGACGAAGGUCGUGUGGAAACUGCUGUGCCGGUUUCUUCAGACGAGGCAAGUGGUGGUACCGAAGAAAUGGAAGAAGAGGACCAGCAAGCUGUUGUUUCUGAUGCGGAAACUGUUGCGCUUUCCUCCGACGAAGGAGCUGGUGAUGCUGCAGAGCUGGAAGCAACCAUGGAUGCUCAGAACGAGCUAGUUGAGGAGCAGGGCCAGGAAGACGAAGGUGAUGUCCUUGACAUGGAAACUGCUGUGCCUGCACUGGCAACCUCAGACGAGGGAAGUGACGAUGACGCUGAAGAAAUGGAAGCAGCCAUGGAUGCUCAGGCCGAUGAGCAAACGGAGCUAGUUCAGGAACAGGAUCAGGAAGAAGGAUUAGCAACGGAUGUACAUGCCAGUCCCGAGCUAGUCGAAGAAGAGGCAGCACCAGUGGCAGAAGAUUGCACGGUUGUUUCAUCAGUGGAUGAGCAGCAGAACGAUGUCCAGCAGUGUGAGCAGUCUCCAGUCGCCCUGAAUGUUGUUGAUCAGGAAGGCCAUUUCCCGGCUGAAACUGUCUCCAGCGAGGGGCCACUGGACGUGGAGAUUCAUCAUGCCGGUGAGGCCGCUGAGGAAGCCGAGGAUCAUCUGUCCACUGAAGAGACUGAAAUGGUGCCCAUGGAAGCGCCGGAAUCCGGUGAGGCCACUGAGGAAGAUGAGGAUAAUCAGUCCACUGAAGAGACUGAAAUGAUGAUGCCCGUGGAAGAGACCGCUGAGGAAGUUGAGGAGAUUCAGCUGUCCAGUGAAGAGACUGAAAUGGUGCCCGUUGAGGAAGCUGAGGAGGUUCAUCAUUCCAGUGAAGAGACAGAAAUGGUGCCCGUUGAAGAAGCUGAGAAGAUUCAUCAGUCCAGUGAAGAGACAGAAAUGGUGCCCGUCGCCGAGUCGGCGGCUCAGGCCACACCGGUGCCGCAGGAGGCUGAUGUGGAGGUUGGUUUCACCUGCCAUGCAGACACUGCCAUUGAGAAGGAGAGUGAAGUGCUUCAGAGUGCAGCCAAAGCCAAUGAGGAGAAGGAAGACCUGGUUGAAGAGGAGGAGAGUGAAGUGCUGUUUGGUGCUCUUUUCCAGAGCGCAGCCAAAACCAGUGAGAACAAGGAUGAGCUGGCUGUUGAAGAGUUGUUGCAGCAUGACAUGGAUGAGGCUGCUGCAGAGGAUGACAAUGAAGUUUCAGUCCUUGGUGCUCUGUUCCAGAGCGCAGCCAAAGCCAAUCAGGACAAGGGAGAUGUGGCUGUUGAAGAGGACAAUGAUGUGUCAAUAUCCUUGGUGCUCUGUUCCAGAGCGCAGCCAAAACAAAUGAGAACAAGGAACAACAACUGGUUGUUGAUGAGGUGCAGUAUAACAUGGAUGAGUGUGAGCUGGCUGUUGAAGAGUUGUUGCAGCAUGACAUGGAUGAGGCUGCUGCAGUGGAAGAGGAUGACAAUGAAGUUUCAGUCCUUGGUGCUCUGUUCCAGAGCGCAGCCAAAGCCAAUCAGAACAAGGGAGAUGUGGCUGUUGAAGAGGACAAUGAUGUGUCAAUCCUUGGUGCUCUGUUCCAGAGCGCAGCCAAAACAAAUGAGAACAAGGAACAACAACUGGUUGUUGAUGAGGUGCAGUAUAACAUGGAUGAGUGUGUUGCAGAGCAGGAGAAUGAGGAAGAUAUGGCUGUCUUUGGCACUCUGUUUCAGAGCGCGGCCAAGUCUAGUGAGAACAAGAAAGAUCUGGUUGUUGAGGAGAAUGAGGUGCCAUUCUUAGGUGCUCUGUUUCAGAGCGCAGCCAAGUGCCACGAGAACAAGGAAGACCUUCAUCUGGUUGCUGGUGAGGCGCAGCAUGACAUGGAUGAGGCUGUUGAAGAGGAGGACAAUGAAGUAGAAGCAACCUUUGGUGCUCUCCUUGAGAGCGCAGCCAAAGCCAAUGAGAAGGAAGGUAUGGAUGUUGAAGAGGAGGAGAAGGAUGAAGACCGAAUCACCUUGGCUGCUUGGCUGCUGCUCCACAGAGCAGCCAAGGCCCAUGAAAUCAAGGAAGAAGAUCUGAUUGUUGAUGACACAGAAGAGCCUGUUGAAGAGGAGCCAAAGAAGGAGAGUGUUGAGGCCACUGUGACAGAGGAGAGUGGCAUCACCAGUGA
Aegilops tauschii subsp. strangulata is the source of this 4580-nucleotide messenger RNA. RefSeq lists its product as uncharacterized. The record is from RefSeq and is a predicted model, not a curated record. Lineage: Eukaryota; Viridiplantae; Streptophyta; Magnoliopsida; Poales; Poaceae.